GGCCGGGGACUGCCGUGAGCCCUGCGGCGCGGCGCCAUGUGGGCGGCCGGGGCGGGCGGCAGGCUGCCUUGCCCGCGGGACGCCGCGCUGCGGCGGGCGGCCUUCGCCGGCAACCUGGCGGCGCUGCCGGCCCACCUGGUGCCGAGCGGCAGGAGCGUCCGCGUCUUCAUCAGCGCCAACCCCGAAGAUACAAUAGCAGAAAGGAAUGCGCUAAGAGAGCAUGUGUAUCCUAAGCUGAGAGAAUUCUGCAGGGAAAACUAUGGCCUGGAAUUUCAGGUCAUAGACUUAUACUGGGGAGUUGAAGCAGAUGAAUGGGACAGUCCCGAGCUGCAGAAGACUCGCAUGAAGCUGUUAGAAGAUUGCCUGAAAAGUUCUGCAGGUCCAUGUUUUGUUGGCUUACUGGGAGAGAAGUAUGGCAACAUCCGAAUACCAGGGGAAGUUGAGUCAGCCGAAUUUGAAAUGAUCCUGGACGCUGCCGUAGAGGCUAAGCUAGAGACAAGGAUUUUAGAGGAGUGGUACUGCAGGGAUGAGAACGCAGUGCCACCAGCAUAUUACCUCAGGCCAAAAUCUGAAAUGCUGAAGAGCUACCAGAAUACGAUGGAAUCUUCUUCAAACUCUAUGAAUGAGAACAAAUGGCAAGAUAUAUCAGAAGAGAUUAAGAAGAUUUUUAAGACUGCUGUGAAAUUGCUGUAUGAGAAAGGAAAAAUGAAACACAGCCAAGCAAAGAGAUAUCUUUCCUCUGCUAUUGAAGAUGAACUUGAUUUUGCCUUGGGUAAACAAACACCAGCCUUCCUAAAGAAGUGUGUUUGCUACAUUCGGAAAAUUGCCAACAUCGAGCGUUUUGUUAAAAUUCCAGAGAUGGGAAAAUACAUGGAUGUGGUACAUACAGCUGGGAAGUUUCUACGAGAUCCUGAAGCCCAUGAGAAGCUGAUCAAGCUCAGGGAUGAAUUCAUUCCCACCAUUGUCGCAUCCUCCAAUCUGAGAGUGUACACGUCCGUCACUCACUGUGACAUGAAACUGGGCUACUCCCAAGAAGUGGAGAAUCAUUACAUUGAAGGACUCGGUAAACAAUUCUAUGAAGACAUGAUCGAUAUUAUCCAGGCAACAGUGCAGCAGAAUUUUGACACAGAGACAGACUUGUUGUAUGAUGAAGUUCUUCAGCAUUCAUCACUAUGUAAAACAUAUUCCACUUUUUAUGAAUACAGAUGUGAGGCAUUGCAUAUAGUUCACAAAUACGUUCUACCUAGCAAAAUAGGACACAUUAACCCUCUUAUCAUAUACGGAGGACCAUGCACAGGGAAAACUCUUCUAUUAGCCGAAGUGGCAAAGAAGGCCUAUUCCUGGCUGCAGGAAGAGAUGGGACCUGAUUCUGACCCUGUGGUAGUUAUAAGAUUUUUGGGAUCCACCGAAACAAGUACCGAUCUGAAGAACAUACUUCAAAGCGUUUGUGAGCAAUUAGCAGUCAACUACCGUUGCCUCGUACAAAGUUACCCAAAAAAGAUUCACGACCUGCGGGACUUGUUCAUAAAUCUUUUGAAUGAGUCUUCAUUCCACAGGCCACUGGUGAUAAUUUUCGAUGCCCUAGAACAGCUAACGGAUAGCGAUGAUGCUAGGAAGCUUUGGUGGCUUCCCAUUCACCUCCCCCGCUCAGUACGGAUAAUUUUGUCAACACUGCCAAACAAGCAUGGGAUCCUGCAAAAACUGAGGUGCCUUAUUCAUGAAGAAGACAACUACAUUGAACUGACUGCAAGGGACAGAAAGAUGUGUAGCCAAGUGCUGAAACAUCAGCUGCUGCGAGUUAAACGAAAAGUAACGUCAGGGCAACAGAUCUACGUCAAUGAAGCAUUCUCCAAGUGCACACUGCCUAUGUUUGUGAACUUAACCUUCAGGGAGGUCAGGAACUGGAGAUCUCACAAAGAUGUGGACGAGUCCUCCCUCUGUGUCACUGUACAUGAAAGCAUAGAACAGUUGUUUUGGUCGCUGGAAAACAAAUGUGGAUCACGACUACUGUCAAGAGCACUUGGCUACAUCACUAUGUCCAAAUCUGGCCUGAGUGAAAUGGAACUGGAAGAUAUUUUAGCCCUUGACAACAGCGUUAUGUAUGAACUCAGUGAGAGUGUCCGAGAAAGUAACCCAUUGAGAAUUCCCUACAUAUACAUUGCAAGGCUUAAGGAGGGUUUACAGGGAUACUUAAUAGAGCGACAAGUGAAAAAUGUAACACUGCUGCUUUGGGCAAAUAGGCACCUGCAACUAAUUGCCCAGAAACUGUACCUGAACAAUGAAGAAGAUUUGCAGGAAAUGCACACAGUCAUGGCAGAGUAUUUCCUUGGUGUUUGGUCAGGUGGGCGAAGAAAACCUUUUUACAGCAAUGACCAGUAUCUGAAUGGCUGUCCCGACCAUGACAGCAGAGGCCUGAAUGAAGACGAAAAGCACUGCAUGGAUCAGAUUGCUUUUGACAGGCAGGCACCUGAUCAGCCGUGGGUUUUUCAGUGUAAUCCCUUAGAGCCCGAUAUCUUUUUUAUCAAUCACAGAAAAAUGACGGAGCUUAUUCAUCACUUGACGAGAUGUGGAAGAACAGAUGAUCUUCUGUAUGGAGUCAUUAUGAACUUCAGCUGGCUGUACACCAUGAUUAGGAUAGGGCAGUUUGAUAAAGCGCUUUCCGACAUAGAACUGGCUUACACCUGCUCGCAAGAAAAGGAGCUGAAGUUUCUGGCCAGUACCCUCCGCAGUAUAAAGUUCAAAGUAGUAAAAUACCCAGGGUCACUCUCCGCUGAGUUGCAGCAGAGGCUUCUGCCAGUAGUAAGCUCAUUGCCUAAACUCAGACACCUCCUCUUAGAAUGCGACAAGGACGGGCCCAAGUACUGCUCUAUCGUCCCUUUGCAUUCAUCCAUGGACGUGACUUACAGCCCCGAGCGCCUGCCGCUGUCAUCCAGCUGCAUGCACGUCACGGAAAUCCUGCCCACUUUUAAUCCCAGCACAAUCAUCGCUGCUUUGGAAAACGGCUCCAUCAGCACCUGGGACGUAGAGACCCGCCAGCUCCUGAGGCAGAUUACAACCACUCCAUCUGUUAUCUUAGGGAUGAAACUUACUAGUGAUGAAAAGUAUCUUGUAGUGGCUACAACAAAAAACACCCUUUUGAUAUACGAUAACAUAAAUUCCUGUCUUUUGUCUGAAAUGGAAAUUAAGGGGUCAAAACAUUGUGGAAUAGGGGGGGGCUCCAGUUUUAUAAAUGGAUUUACGUUAUCAGUCAACCAUGCACUCGCGUGGCUGGAGGCCAGCAAAGAUGUCACCGUCAUAGACCUGCUUUACGGCUGGCCUCUCUAUCACUUCCACUGCUGGUACGAAGUGACCUGCGUGCAGUGCUCUCCGGACGGAGUUUAUGCUUUCUGCGGGCAGUAUUUGAACACCACAACCAUUUUUCACUUAGGCAGCGGAGAGAAGCUGGCCACCGUGACCUCCGAAUUUUCUGGUGGAUUUGUGAAAUUCCUUCUCAUUCUGGACACAGCCCAAGAAAUGGUAAUGGUGGACAACGAGGGUAGCCUCUCUGUUUGGAAUACAGAGGAGAUCACGAAUCCCCAGCUUACGGAUGACUUUGACUGCAGGAGAGAAGACAGCGAGGUUGUCAGCAUAGAGCUUUCUGAAGACCAAAGUGCAAUUUUAAUUUGUAAGGCUCUCAGCAUUGAGCUUCUUGAUACUCGUGUGUGGAAGGUGGCCGAAAAGUUUAGAGCUAAACACAAUGAGCGCUUUAUAUCUGCCGUGUUGUCCAAAAAUGGCAACUGUAUAAUUGCUUCAAUGGAAAAUACCUCAGCCAUUUUUGUUUGGAGAAGAGAUACAGGACAGUGCAUGGCAAGCUUACAGGAAAUCUCAGGAACUAUAGUCAGGCUAAUUAAAUCAAAUCAUCAUAACAUGCUGCUAUCCUUAUCCACCAGUGGUGUCCUUUCUAUCUGGGAUAUAGACAUCAUAACUGCUAUGUCCAACAUUGACAAAUCCGGCAAACCUAUCCAAAGACUGGUGCUGCCGGCCAGAGGGGAAUUAAUAUACACAUUGGACGGAUCAGAUUCUGUCCACAAGUGGAACUUCAGCACUGGAUUUAUUGAAGCUGUGUUCAAGCACGAAGGAAUUGUUCAAAACUGUGUGCUGACCUCUUCUGGAGAGAUAAUGGUUACAUCGGAUGAUAAAUGCAGCCAGUAUGUAUGGCACACUGUUAGCGGCGAAAACAUCUUUCGCAUCAAUGGGCAAAAAAUCUCAGAGCUAAUGAUCACUCAUAAUGACCAAUUUGUAGUCUCCCUCUGUGAGCAAAAUGCAUCCAGAGUUUGGCGACUGGCCACAGGACAUCGGGUUUGCAAUAUUUUAGUUGCCUUACAGAACGCAUUUAUAACAACUGCAAAUACUUUUGUAGUCGGAAUGGCGAAGAAUAAAGUGUUGGCAGUGAGCCUCUGGACAGGCAGUAUAACCAAGAAGUUUUGCUGCGAUGAUGGUGCAAGCAUUGUGGACAUCAAACUGAUACCGGAUUGCCCAGAUAUUAUAGUAUUUAUAACAUCUACUGAAACAGUGAACAUCUGGAGCCUAACAGAGGAAGUCAUCUGCAGGCGUGUACAACUGCCUAACAAUUUCUUAAAAAAUUUGGAAGACUUUGAAAUGUCCCCAAACGGCAAGCUAGGAAUUAUAACCCGUGGUGAUGAGAACAUCAAUGUGCUUGAUCUACACAGCGGAAAACUUCGUGUGGUUCAUGCUCCCGGUAUCAUCUGGAGGCAAAGGCUGUCUCGUGAUGGCCGCUAUCUCGUGUAUAUCUGUUUUCGCGGUGAGGAAGAUGAUGACAACGGUGCGAUCUCCAGUUUAAUUGUAAUGAGGCUAGCGGAUGGCAAAAACAUCGGUGCCUGCUCUCUUUAUAAAACUCCCACUUUCCUUGCACUCUCACAGAGACAUUUAAAUAUUAUUAUUGGAUUUGAUGACGGAAGUAUAGGCACUUACACGGUAGUGGAUCGAGUCGACGCUGCACUGAAAAUUAAAAUUGCUACUUCAAACAGCCGUCAGAUUUUCAACAACACGACACAAGUGAUUAGGCCAAAAUGUCACAAUUAUAGCUUCAAAGUGACUGCAGACUGCAUUUGGAGGGAAUCAACUGAAGUAUUUGCAAGGGAUAGCCCCAUUACAGUUACAGAGCCGGAGGUGAGUGAAGCAACACCAACCAAAAAACACAACUAUUGCUACGAAAAAGUGUGCUCAGCCAUAGACUGCAGAGGACACAGUUUUGCUGCUGACAACUGAGUAUCCGUCUGGACUAGUUUACCUGAGUAAUAGUAUACAUGCAUAGAUUUGUCUUCUGAAUUCAAGUAAAAAUCAGUGCAUUUCUUGGAAGACAGACAGAAACAGCAGAGGGCAGACCAGCUGUUUUUUCCUUGACAAAUAUUCUUAGAUUUACGUAUACACACACACACACAAAAAAAAAAAAAAAAAAAAAAAGCAAA
Cygnus atratus (black swan) is the source of this 5468-nucleotide messenger RNA. It is a transcript of the gene NWD2, whose product is annotated as NACHT and WD repeat domain containing 2. The coding region runs from base 37 to 5268 and encodes 1743 amino acids. Lineage: Eukaryota; Metazoa; Chordata; Aves; Anseriformes; Anatidae. The record is from RefSeq and is a predicted model, not a curated record. Gene Ontology annotation, molecular function: protein binding. The transcript is spliced from 7 exons.